AAAGGUGGAAAUAUUUUUUUUUGGCCAAAAGCUAUUUUCUGCUCGACGAGUAUAUAAAGUGAAGCACGGCACCUUAAUCCAAGCUUAUUUCAUAUAUCCGCUUUAGAAAGAUCCGUAAUUGAAAGAAAAGCCGAAAAGAUCGAUGUCGCAAAUUCGAGUGACGAUGGAGGUCGGAAACGACGGCGUUGCAGUUAUCGCCAUCUCCGAUCCUCCCGUUAACGCCUUAGCUAUUCCCACUAUUGCGGGAUUGAAGGAGAAAUUUCAUGAGGCGACGAGGAGAAGCGAUGUCAAAGCUAUUGUUCUAACCGGCAAGGGAGGAAGGUUUUCUGGUGGUUUUGAUAUCAAUGUUUUCCAGAAAGUUCACGAAACCGGUGAUGUAUCGAUUAUGCCCGAUGUAUCCAUUGAUCUUGUUGUUAAUGCUAUUGAAGAUUGCAAGAAGCCUGUUGUGGCAGCUGUUGAAGGAUUGGCUCUUGGAGGUGGCUUAGAAUUGGCAAUGGGUUGCCAUGCACGUAUUGCUGCCCCUAGAGCUCAACUUGGCUUGCCAGAAUUGUCACUUGGAGUGAUUCCUGGGUUUGGAGGCACACAACGUCUUCCAAGGCUUGUAGGGCUGUCAAAGGCCAUUGAAAUCAUGCUGUCAUCCAAACCAAUCAUGUCUGAAGAAGGGAAGAAACUAGGUCUUAUUGAUGCUCUUGUCCCUUUUGAAGAGUUGCUGAAGGUUUCUCGCAAAUGGGCUUUGGACAUUGCAGAGAGACGUAAACCAUGGUUGCGUUCCCUUCACAGAACGGACAAGAUUGGAUCCCUCUCUGAAGCACGGAAGGUGUUAAAAAUUGCAAGACAACAAGCCAAAAAGACUGCCCCUAAUUUGCCUCAGCAUCAGGCAUGUCUAGAUGUAAUUGAGGAAGGCAUUGUACAUGGGGGAUAUAAUGGAGUUCUACAGGAGGCCAAAGUUUUUAAAGAGUUAGUUCUUUCAGACACUGCAAAAGGUCUUGUUCAUGUGUUCCUUGCCCAGCGUGCUACAUCAAAGGUGCCAAAUGUUACUGAUGUUGGUCUAAAACCAAGGCAAACAAAGAAAGUUGCUAUUAUUGGUGGAGGCCUAAUGGGCUCUGGAAUUGCUACGGCUCUUAUUGUGAGCAAUAUAUUUGUUGUUCUCAAGGAAGUUAACUCUGAAUAUCUCCUGAAAGGAAUAAAAAUGAUUGAAGCAAAUAUUCGAGGUUUAGUGGCUAAAGGAAAAUUGACAAAUGAUAAGGCAGAAAAAGCUCUCUCAAUGCUUAAAGGAGUUUUGGAUUACACUGAAUUUAAAGAUGUAGACAUGGUCAUAGAGGCUGUUGUUGAAAAUGUCCCAUUAAAGCAAAAAAUAUUUAGUGAGAUAGAGAAGGCCUGCCCUCGUCACUGCAUUUUGGCAACAAACACAUCCACUAUUGACCUCAAUUUAAUUGGAGAAAAAAUAAAAUCACAAGAUCAUGUUAUAGGAGCUCACUUUUUCAGUCCUGCCCAUGUGAUGCCUCUUUUGGAGAUUGUAAGAACACAAAAAACUUCCCCACAAGUAAUUCUUGAUCUUAUGACAGUUGGGAAAGUAAUAAAGAAAGUUCCUGUUGUGGUUGGUAAUUGCACCGGCUUUGCAGUCAAUCGGACAUUCUUCCCCUAUGGGCAAGGUGCACAACUAUUGGUCAAUUUAGGUGUUGACGUGUUCAGAAUUGACCGGGUGAUCAGCAAUUUUGGCCUUCCUUUUGGUCCUUUCCAACUUCAAGACUUAGCUGGCUAUGGAGUGGCCUUGGCAGUUGGGAAAGAAUAUGCAAAGGCAUUCCCAGAUCGAAUAUUCAAAUCUCCAUUGGUUGAACUUUUGGUGAAAAAUGGACGAAAUGGGAAAAACAAUGGGAAAGGAUACUAUAUUUAUGAGAAGGGAAGCAAGCCAAAACCUGAUCCUUCAGUGUUACCUAUUAUUGAGGAGUCUAGACAGCUUACCAAAAUUAUGCCUGGUGGAAAGCCUAUAUCAGUUACUGAUAAAGAAAUUCUGGAGAUGAUACUCUUCCCAGUAGUUAAUGAGGCAUGCCGGGUUCUCCAUGAAGGGAUCGUGGUUCGAGCAUCUGACUUGGAUAUUGCAUCUGUUCUUGGAAUGAGCUUCCCAUCUUAUCGUGGUGGUAUAGUAUUUUGGGCAGAUACGGUAGGGGCAAACCAUGUAUAUAAAAAUCUAAAAAGAUGGUCGGAAAUUUAUGGCAACUUCUAUAAACCAUCAAAGUUUUUGGAAGAAAGAGCCAUUAAGGGCAUCCCAUUGAGUGCGCCAGCAACGUCAUCUCCAUCAUCAAGGCUCUAAGGCUUAUGAAAGUUCAAAUUCACCCAGUCCUUAAGCCAGCUGUGUGGUAGUGGAUGGUAAUAAAAUUAAUAAGAAUUUGGUUUCAAAUAUAAUUGUGUCUUCCAAUCGUUACUAUCUGAGAAACUCCGAAUGGUUUAAAAGCAA
Durio zibethinus is the source of this 2455-nucleotide messenger RNA. RefSeq names its product peroxisomal fatty acid beta-oxidation multifunctional protein AIM1-like. Lineage: Eukaryota; Viridiplantae; Streptophyta; Magnoliopsida; Malvales; Malvaceae. Gene Ontology annotation, cellular component: peroxisome. The record is from RefSeq and is a predicted model, not a curated record. Gene Ontology annotation, molecular function: NAD+ binding; (3S)-3-hydroxyacyl-CoA dehydrogenase (NAD+) activity. Gene Ontology annotation, biological process: fatty acid beta-oxidation.